Messenger RNA from Helianthus annuus (common sunflower), 551 nucleotides. Its product is annotated as probable small nuclear ribonucleoprotein G. Gene Ontology annotation, molecular function: RNA binding. The transcript is spliced from 4 exons. The coding region runs from base 124 to 366 and encodes 80 amino acids. The record is from RefSeq and is a predicted model, not a curated record. NCBI's taxonomy places the organism in Eukaryota, Viridiplantae, Streptophyta, Magnoliopsida, Asterales, Asteraceae. Gene Ontology annotation, biological process: spliceosomal snRNP assembly; mRNA splicing, via spliceosome. Gene Ontology annotation, cellular component: U1 snRNP; U2 snRNP; spliceosomal tri-snRNP complex.
CAAAAGAGGCAAAAUCGUAUGAUACGAUAUUAGGGUUUUGGUUUGGCCGCGAUAAACCUCAUUGCUUUUCAACCAGUUCGAUUCUCCCGUCCCCUUCAUCAUCUUUCUUUCUAGGGUUCCAACAUGAGCAGAUCAGGUCAACCUCCAGAUCUUAAAAAGUAUAUGGACAAGCAACUACAGAUCAAGUUGAAUGCGAAUCGGACAGUGGUGGGGACUCUUCGUGGGUUUGACCAGUUCAUGAAUCUAGUCAUCGACAACACAGUGGAAGUCAACGGUGAAGAGAAAAAUGAAAUCGGCAUGGUGGUUAUCCGAGGCAACAGCGUAGUGACUGUUGAAGCUCUAGAGCCAGUCGCCAGAGCUCAGUAAUUGAUGCUAAGUUUAUUCUGUAUCGUUUUAUCGCCUUUUCUAGAAAUUUGAUCUAGCAGUAACUGAUGUGAUACUUGAAACUUUGUAGAGUAUGAUCGGUUUCAUGCUAUACUAGACUUGUAAGAAGUUGAAUUAUGGUUGGAUGUCGUUAUUAUCGUUAUUUUAUUAUCAACAGCAGUUUUACC